GUUAGCCAUCAAACGUAAGCUCUAUCUGAGCAGCAAUGGUUUAUCGUAUUCGGGCUAACCCCAACCUGCUUGGAAUAAAAUUAUUGGGAAAUCCUCGUUUACAUAAAAUAGAAAGGGUGUGUUGGAUACUAAUAAUUUUGGCAGCCGCCGGAUAUGCAAUUUUCCUUAUUAGGACAAAUUGGACCCAUUUUUCCGAUCAUCCUACGGUUGUUUCGAUUAAAAAAGACUUUCGAAAUUGGGAAAAUGCCUUCCCCGCAGCCACUGCUUGUUUCCUAAACAGGGUGGAUGAUGACAAAGCCUCUCAACUCAUUCGAAGGUUGUGGAAUGUCUCUAGCACGCACCCCAAGUAUCUCUAUUACCUGGACUUUAUUCAAAUCCUGGCGAAUAUUAGCUUCGAAAAUAUGUUUGCUUUAAAGAAGUUUGGAAAUGACCCUUCUUUGAAUCGUGUCGACAUGACGGAAAUAGUUACACAGGUACAUCCCGACAUUCGUGGGACAUUGGUAACUUUUCAGACUGAAAGUAGAACGGAGUGGCAAUUGGUUUUAACCGAAAUAGGAUUGUGUUUUACGGUUAAUUCUAAAUUCGCAUGGUUGUUGUCCCCAAAUGACACAUUACAUUCGCACAAAUAUGCAAAUAUUUUACAUUGCCCAUAUUUAAAUGGUUUAUGUUAUGCCAGAUACGAUUCCGAUCCAACUUUGCCUCUGAAUUAUUACAUUCACUCCAAUCUUGACAUAAUCCACGCCACGACAGAAUCUCCCCUAACCGUAUUUGAAAGUGAGGAAUUGGAAGUCAAUUAUGAAUUAAUGGAAACAACGUCAUCUCCGAAUAUUAGAUACCUGACACCGUUUCAAAGGAAAUGCAGAUUCGAUGACGAACCUAUUACCAAAAACGUACCUGUUUACAGUAGUACUGUUUGCUAUACUAUAUGCCGGUAUCAGUUAGCGAUGAAUCGUUGUGGAUGUAAACCUUUUUUCUAUAUAUUUUUAGAGGGCAAAAUUUGUGACAUAGAUGGGCUCAUUUGUUUAGCUCGUUACUCGAACCUGUUUAAGGCAGCCAUAACCAAAAAUGAGUGCCAGUGCCCUCAACCAUGUCAUCACAUCUUGUACUUGAAAGAAUCAUCAAAGCUCACCAGAUGGCAAACGUCGUAUUUCGAACAAAGAAUAACAUUUAGAUGGGGAUUACUUCCACCAAAUACAAAAUACCACAGAGAUAUAUUAUUUGGUUUUCAAGGUCUGAUAGUGUCAUUCGGGGGGAUUCUAUCCUUAUUCUUAGGAAUGAGUUUUAUUACCCUCAUCGAAACAACAGUUUCAAUUGCUGAAUGGUUAUAUGGGGGAACAAUUUAUAUCAUAAAUCAUUUUAUGUAA
Cylas formicarius (sweet potato weevil) is the source of this 1364-nucleotide messenger RNA. RefSeq names its product sodium channel protein Nach-like. The transcript is spliced from 9 exons. Lineage: Eukaryota; Metazoa; Arthropoda; Insecta; Coleoptera; Brentidae. Gene Ontology annotation, molecular function: ligand-gated sodium channel activity. The coding region runs from base 36 to 1364 and encodes 442 amino acids. The record is from RefSeq and is a predicted model, not a curated record. Gene Ontology annotation, cellular component: membrane. Gene Ontology annotation, biological process: sodium ion transmembrane transport.